GCCACGCGCGCCCUUCGCGCGCUUAAGUCCUACCCAGGCACAGGGACCGGAUGCGUCGCGAAGCGAAUGAGGUGGGGAGCGGUUGCAGGAAAAGCGGUGGAUAACUGGUGACUCACUGAGGACUGCCAGGCAUAUAAUCCACCCAGUGGCCCUCGAAUUUCAUUAAAGAGUAAGGGUCACUAGUUGAAAUUUCGCUGACCAUGCCCUUCAAUUCAACAAACAUGUCCACAAUCACAGGGUCAGGCAACGCAUAGGAGGCGUACGCGCAGACAAUACUGGUGAGGCUGAGGUCCCUUUCUCGUGCUGCGCGGAGGAGAUCUGGGAUAUGCGGCGCAAGGGUCCGGAAUAUCUCGUCCGUCUGGAGAUUCCGCUCAGUCAUGCUCAGGCCGAACACAAUUUCGGACAAAUGAUUGACUUGUUUAUCCUUUAUCAGAUCCGGCAGGGCUUCCAGCACCGCAAGGGUUGCGUGCUCGCGAAGGAGGGCAUGCUCGCCUGCGGAAAGGCCAGCGGAGACAACGCCGUCUAGGCGUCCCAGACUAUAGAUCACAUUGCCCAGAUAGUGUCCCCUCUCGGUCCAAACACUACGACUGAUCUGGCGGUUCUUGAAACUGCUGCUCGACUUCCAGCCUGGAAUGUCCUUCAUCACCAUGAAGAGCAGGUUUUUCCAUGCAUUCGUCUGCCCCGCCUGACUCGAAGCCUCGAAAUCAACUCUUGACAGCCGAAGCAGGAUCGAUGCCCGGUGUAACAUAUCGGUGUCCUCAUGCUCGAAGAGGCUGAAGAGCUCGUCACUCGUCAUUGCGGCUUGGAUGUUCUUCAUCAGACUCGAGGGGGACAUGCAGAAGCAACGCACAUCUCGAGCAUACCUCCGCUCCCUCAGAAAGCAUCGCGGCCAGGCACCAUGACCGCGAACUGGGUCGAGGGUUCUCCCAUGCGGGCGACUCGCCGCCCUGCCCGCAGAAGCAGAGCUGCACAGGAACAGUGCUCCGUGGCUGCACACAGCAGCUGCGAUGGCAGUGUAAAAGCAUGUCAAUGUUCCACCAGCACGCCGUCCACGGUGCAAAACCAUUCGCGCGACAAGCAGGACGCCAACUGAGAAGAGCAAGCCUGGCCCGUGCAUGCCUCGACACCUGAAACCAAACCGGCUUGGGCCAGCGCCGCUGGAGCCAAAACGGCGACGGACGGAAGAGGACAUGGAGCAGACUGAGAAGCAGCAGCGCUGGGAGAAGGAGGAGGGAUGGGAGAACAACAGAGGCCGAGGGGCCCCUGACCGAUGCGGCUUGGUUCUUGCUUGCCUGCCACCCUCCCGGCGCCAUGCCGCGCGAGAGCGGCGCUGGCCCAGGUCGCGCACGCCACUUCGCGCACCUCGCCCAGCGAGGCGCGGCGCGCGGGCACCUCCGCGCCG
Molecule: messenger RNA, 1402 nt
Organism: Prorocentrum cordatum
Lineage: Eukaryota; Dinophyceae; Prorocentrales; Prorocentraceae
Source: the annotation of a GenBank genome assembly